AUGGUGUUGCAACAAUGUGUUGCAUGUAAUGUCUUGGUAAGUGCUGAUGUGUGUGACGAAUACACUUGAACAGAUCACAUAAUUUUCAUUUCCGUGUUGUUUUGCGCUCGGUGUGACUGCCAAGCUUUUUCAUCAUUUUUUUUGCCAAAGAUUGAGAGAAUGUGUAGGUUAGGCAAAGUUCAAUCGGUUGUAAAUGUGUAGCUUUUCUUGAUAUUUCCGCGUGACAGAACUGAACUCACGACAAUCUUUUUUCUGGAUGUGGCUGUUCUUCGUUCAUGCGUAAAUAAAUAACAAUUCAUGCAAUUGACAACUGCUGGUAUCUCAGAUUUUCUUCAUUUGAUUUGGGGCCGGAUUUUAUUCAAAAGGAAAAACAGGUGAACGGCAAGAUUUUAUUUAUUAAUAUGAGGGGGGAUUUUUGUGGGGCGACUGCUGGAGAAGAAAGUCCAUGUCCAAAGAUCUGUUAUUUGCACGGCACUAUUCUGGUGCUUUUAUUUUUUUAAAUUUAAGUUGGGGAAUUCUUCGGUCAGGAUAACAUAAAGACUUAUUCCACAGACGCGAAAUAAUAGACUGCAUGCCUCCAUAAUGAGGGAGUUAAAUAAGCUUAAAUAUUCCAUGUUUUUCCUUGAAUUAUCCGCCGAAUAAGGAAGGAAAAAAUACGCCCAUAAAAAAAGCCAAAAACUCGUUUAUAACUGAUCCUAAACACGUAAGGCCUACAUCGAUAGCUUUGUCUUCGGCUUCCUCCUCAGUUUAAAACGAUUUAAUUUUAAGAUUGUUACCGUUUUUGUUUGUAGACACCAUGGCCAAAUAUUCUAUCGAAAGCCAACUUUAGCAAGCUAAAUUAAAUAAUUCAAGUCGCGCGUCAUGUCCUUUUUCUUUAGCUCUUGUCGUUUUAACUGAGGAGAAGGAAAACACUGAAAAUGUUUUGUGCCUGCAAGCAAUAAGCUGCUUACAGAUCAAUCGAUCAAAAACAAUUAAAUCACAUCCAAACGCUGGAGCAGCAUAAUAAAGAAUUCAGUAAGCAAAUGUCAUUCCCUACUUAACUGACAAUACAGGAUUUGUGAGCUUAAGCCGUCUCGAAUGCAUUAAAGAGUUUAAUCUUGUGAAGAAUGUAUACGAUGAGUAACGGCGACCCGCUUGCUCGAUCCACAAGAUGCCGUUUAGAUACAUGUAGUGGGAAAUUUGAGCGUCCAUCUUUAAACUUCAGCCCUCGUGUCCUCAGUAUCAUAAGGUCACCUAAAAUUCACUUCCACACCAACUAAACUGGGCUGCUCCAGCAUCAUCCCACGACCAUCUGAAACGAGCACGGACGACAUUGCCAGUGACCAGUGUAGCCUAUGUUAUUUGCAGAUCACUGAUUCAACGCGGACAUGCGUAUGCGGCCACGUGCUCGAAGAUGUCAGCCGCAACAUCGAUGGAAAACGAUUCUCAGGUAAAAACAAACAAAAGCUUAAACAAAAAAACGCAAACGGAGAACUCUGGAGAAAUUUGAGGCUUUGUAACUGUAGAGAACGGGUUGUUUAAACAGUGGUGCUGAGAAGUUGAUUGUCAACUAUGAAAUUCAUAACUGCUAGGCCCGACUUUCAAAUCCUUCUAUCCUUGGUUUGUCAACUAUGGUUUGUUUGAAAGAAAGUUUUUGAGAUCUAUAGUUGCCAUUUUAAUUGCUUUGUCUGCCAUCCAAGUGUGAGAGGUUAUGUCAGCAGGUUCUGUCAUAUUGCAUGAGAGGGCAUUAUAAUAUUCAAAUUAUUUGUCGCACGUUUCUCAUUGACUUAUCUUUCGAUAAGAACAAAAAGUAGUUCGUGCGAAAAAACACAAUAUAAUACGAUGUUUCUAUCGUAGAAUAUCGAGCGGAAUUGUAUUCUCGUCUGGAAACAAGAAAGAGAAAAAUGGAAUCAAGUGAAAACGCGAAACAGUCACUUACAUACCCCGAAAACUUAAAGGUACAUGCUAUUUUUUUACACUUAAUUAUCCUUUCUGAACACGUGAUACAAAAAAGAAAAGAGGAACUAGAAAAUUUUACUUGACAGAGGAGAGUCUUGGCAUUUUUAUUCUUUUAAAUUUUAAUUUCAGUUUUGCUUAUCAAGUGUGGUACCAAGGACUGGUCAAAAAUGAACACUUAGUUCGUUGAUCAGCCACGUGAAAGGAUGCACGCUCCGUGAUCUUCCCGCGCGCGAUAACGCUGCCUGCGUGGCUUAUCUCUGAUCUAAGUCGAGGCCAUGCAGGAGCUAUUUACACGUAGCCUCGUUUUGGUAAAGAAGAAUGCAAAUCAAAAAUGGCGUAAUGGUGUGGUUUAAUUGGUAAAACUCUAUGCAAGAAUUUUCUUAAGGUCUGGUUACAUGGAGCUAGGGGACUCCAGGUUGGUCAUGUGACCCUCUUAGGUGGGGUAACCCGCCUGUCCAUAUAAUCUCUCAUUAUAAUUUGAACACGUUUACAGUGAUAGGUGGGGUGACCCGCCACAUGUUAACUGAACUAUCUGGGGUCCCCCCUCCUCCACGUAAACAGGCCCUUAGUCGGUCUUGAUCUUUCAGUUUCGCCGACUCCUGUCCGGAAUCGAAUGAGAAUACUAAGCUGUAGCAGAGGCAUAUAACCCUGAAAGUGUUAUAUGCUUCUGGCUGUAGAAAACACCUUGUCACUUGUUCGAGAGAGUUUAGUUUUAUCAAAAUAUUCUCUUUGGAAGGGAGGUAAAGAAUCCAUUGAUAACCGGGGUAACGCAAGAAAUCCCCUUAAUUUUUAACCAUCUAGGUUUGAACUAUAUUUUCAGUAAAGAAAUUUUUUCAGAAUUGUUUGUGGUACCUGGUCGUGACGUUGUUCACGCUUUCGAGACAAAACGGGACCAUAAGAUAAAAGAAACCUCUCGGAGUAUUCUAUACACAGCACGUCUUUAUUAUUUGUUUAUUUCUCCAGGACUCAAAUAUGACGGGAUCAUCAAUGCCUGCUGAACGUCCGGGCAGAACAACACCAGUAAAAAAGAGAAGUUCUGCGGAUAAAAAACCGUCCAAGAAAAAGAAAUCAAAAAGAAGAGCAAAGCGAAAGCAUACAGGGGUAUCCUUAACAUUGAAAAGACAACAAGAAAACAGACGUGUAAACGUGGUACCCGUUGAACUGUUGCUAAGAUUUCCAAGCGCUCUCCAAGAAAUCAACCGAAGAAUAAUGGGACAGAAUAGCAUAUGGCUUGCCUUACAAAUGGACAAGAAGACUCUCUGUUUUCAAGAUUAGAAGUAGAAUAUAAAAGAAAACGUAUCCUCCUUUAGAGGACAUGCCGAUAUCAGCAAAGACGCUGCAACGACGACGGCGACGGCAGCGGAAACGUAAAUAUCAAAAAGUUUAGCGUUUCUCAAAGUUUUUCGCGAUUAUUUCAACCCCCUUAAAAUGUCAAGUGCAAGUAAAUUUCCCUGAAAUCGAAUUCUUGGAGACCGAACCUAACUUUACAAGUACGAAAGAAAAAUUUGUCGAGGUGUGUUUACGUCCUCCAUAAAUCGACCCGUGAGCGAAUUUUACGUUGUAGCGGCAAAGAAAUGAACAAAAGUGUGCU
Molecule: messenger RNA, 3529 nt
Organism: Porites lobata
Lineage: Eukaryota; Metazoa; Cnidaria; Anthozoa; Scleractinia; Poritidae
Source: the annotation of a GenBank genome assembly